AUUAUUAAUUUCAGACGUGAUUCAAUAUUGAUUGUUAUUCAAUUUAAAUUUUUUUUGAGUAAGAUUUUUUUUGAUUCUUCUACAUUCUUUAAAUUCAGACUGUAACCAGUGUAUAUUAUAACAAAAGAUAAAAUAUGACCGAAGAAGGCGAAUUUGAUGCAAUUUUAUUUACUUUAGCUGAUAAACAUCCGGAAGGUGUUCCGCAACUUUUAAAUACUAUUGCCGAUUGGUUGGCCCGUAGAACAGAUUUCUUUUAUGGUGGAGAAGAUGGGCAAUGGCAAAAGCUGUUAAUGAAUGCUUUUAAUAAACAUGCUACAAAAGCAAUGGAAAUACAUAAGCAAAAAAUUAAAGAGCGUGAAGAAGCAGAAAAACGGAAACAAGAAGCCAAUCGUAAAAAGAAAGAGCAAGAAGAAAAAAUAAAUAUGGAUAAUGCAAGUUCAAGUAUUAGCGAAGUAACUGAUGAAGAAGCUGAACGAAUUCAAAAGGAAAUAGAUGAAGAAAAGAGACAAAAAGAAGCAAAAACUAAAGUAGAGGAUGUGUCCAAACCAGUGGAAGGAGAUGCGGAAGAUUUGGAAGAAGCUGAUAAAAGCAAAUUGCAGCCUAAUGAAGGAAAUGGUUGCAAUUUGGAAAAUUACAAGUGGACACAAACAUUGCAGGAAGUUGAGAUAAAAAUACCAUUUAAAGUAAAUUUCAAUUUAAAAUCGCGUGAUGUUAUUGUAGAAAUAGGUAAAAAAACAUUAAAAGUUGGCUUAAAAGGUCAUCCACCAGUUAUUGAUGGUGAAUUAUGUUCUGAUAUUAAAAUUGAAGAAUCUGUUUGGGUAUUACAAGAUACUAAAACAAUAUUAAUAACAUUGGAAAAGAUUAAUCAAAUGACAUGGUGGGAUCGUUUAGUUACAACAGAUCCACCAAUAUUAACGAAACGUAUUAAUCCGGAACCAUCAAAAUUAUCUGAUUUAGAUGGUGAAACACGUAGUCUAGUUGAAAAAAUGAUGUAUGAUCAAAGGCAAAAAGAAAAAGGUUUACCAACUAGUGAUGAACAAAAGAAACAGGAUGUAUUAAAGAAAUUUAUGGAACAACAUCCAGAAAUGGAUUUUUCAAAAUGUAAAUUUAAUUAAAAAAGAUGAAAAUAAUUUGAUAAUUGAUGAACUUUUCCUAAAAUUAUAAUAUUUUUGUUUAAAAUUAUUCAUUUUUUUUUUUUUUGAAAUUUCGUUCAAUGGAAUCUUUAAUUUUUCAUUAUUACUUAUAAAAAUUUUGAUUUACUAUACUCAAUGAUAAUAAAGCUAUAAACUUAAUGAUAAACUUGAUAAAAAAUUAUAUAAUUUUUGAAAAAAUCCUUAAAAUAAAUUUCAAAGCACAUUCUUUCUUAUAUAUGGAUGUAAAAAAUGUGUACCUAAUUUUUUUCUUGAAUUUAA
Molecule: messenger RNA, 1412 nt
Organism: Condylostylus longicornis
Lineage: Eukaryota; Metazoa; Arthropoda; Insecta; Diptera; Dolichopodidae
Gene: nudC
Product: nuclear migration protein nudC
Exons: 6
Coding region: 135-1115 (326 amino acids)
Biological process (GO): protein folding
Cellular component (GO): cytoplasm
Source: RefSeq, a predicted model, not a curated record